Messenger RNA from Rasamsonia emersonii CBS 393.64, 1197 nucleotides. RefSeq lists its product as uncharacterized. The transcript has 5 exons. Gene Ontology annotation, molecular function: ATP binding; protein kinase activity. Lineage: Eukaryota; Fungi; Ascomycota; Eurotiomycetes; Eurotiales; Trichocomaceae. Bases 1 to 1197 code for a protein of 398 amino acids. Gene Ontology annotation, biological process: protein phosphorylation. The record is from RefSeq and is a predicted model, not a curated record.
AUGUCUGUGAUCGUGCCGUUUGUGGAAGCAAUUGUUACCAACCAAUGCCGACACAGAAGGGUGUUGUUGCGUUCUCUUCCCCCGAUCAGGUCACUCUCCUUUCUUCGCGCUCAAACCAGAUUAAGAACGAAGGCGCCAGCCGAGGAGAUUGCUCCAGAUGUCGCAUUUGAAGAAGAGAGUUACCCUUCGUAUAAUCCUCAAGCUGCUCUCGAGGUACAUCCGGGCGACGUCCUGAAUGGCAGAUUCUGCCAGAAGCUCACUCGCCGCAGAUGGAGAUGGCAACGCGACCGUUACGUGGUGCUGAAGUUCCAGGAUUGCAACUACGCGCCAGAGGAUGUCGAACAUGAGCUCAGGAUCUUAAAACACAUUGCUAGUGCAAACCCAUCCCAUGAGGGGUCGAACUUUGUUCGCACCAUUGUCGACUCUUUUGAUGUGCCAAGGCCUGACGAUCUCAAGCAGAGCAACAUUCUCGUGCCCUUUGAAGACGAAUCUAUCAUCGAGGAGUUCGCAAACGAGAUUUUAGAUAUCCCUAUCCCUAUGAAAAAGGGUAAAGACCGGACGGUGUAUCAAUCCUUUCACCUCGGCAAGCCUAGAAGUUGGGCCCUCUGGCCCAAAAUUACAGACUUUGGACAGGCCAAGAGGAUAAAUGAAUCGGAAAUGAACAUCCUUCCGAUCCAGCCAGAGGCGUAUCGCGCGCCGGAAGUCUUCCUAGGGACAGGCUACACGUAUAGCGCAGACAUCUGGAAUUUGGGGGCAUUGAUAUGGAUGCUUAUGGAAGGAAAAGAUCUCUUUUGUAGGUCCGACAUUCCCAGCGGAACGCCCCGUAGCCACGUACGCCUUGCCGAGAUGAUAGCUCUCCUGGGUCCUCCUCCACCAGAACUCGUCGAGCGCGCAAGGGAAGCCCAGAAAUGGAAAUGGACUCCUCGGGUCCGUAGCUGGGAAACGGGUGAACUGUGCGACAAUAUCAACGACUUCUUCGUUGGACCAUUCUUUGACGAAGAUGGACGGUUCCUACACAACGAUCUUAUUCCGAAGAAUCUGAAACUGGAAGAUACCGUUACCGUCCUGGAAGGGAAUGAGAAGCAGCUGUUCCUUGAUUUCGCGAAGAAGAUGCUUCGGUGGCUCCCAGAAGAGCGCCAAUCUGCAGCUGAACUGCUACAUGAUCCUUGGCUUCGGUCCAAUCUACCUCAAAAGUAG